Messenger RNA from Nipponia nippon (crested ibis), 1206 nucleotides. The record is from RefSeq and is a predicted model, not a curated record. Lineage: Eukaryota; Metazoa; Chordata; Aves; Pelecaniformes; Threskiornithidae.
AUGGCGACGACACAUGGGGACACCCCGGUUGCUAUGGCAGCGGCACGGGUUGUCACUCUGGCUGCUAUGGCAACUACACGGGGGUGUCACCCUGGUUGCUACGGGGGUGUCACCCCCCUUGUCACCCCGGUUGCUACGCGGCGGGAAAAGAUUGAGCGAAGGCAGCAAGAAGUUGAGACCGAGCUCAAGAUGUGGGACCCCCACAACGACCCCAACGCCCAAGGAGACGCCUUCAAAACCCUCUUCGUGGCCAGAGUGAACUACGACACGACGGAGUCGAAGCUGCGACGCGAAUUCGAGGUCUACGGCCCCAUCAAGCGGAUCUAUAUGGUCUACAACAAGCGCUCCGGGAAGCCCCGUGGCUACGCCUUCAUCGAGUACGAGCACGAGCGGGAUAUGCACUGUGAGUACCCCCCGCCGCAACACCCCUUUCCCCCCUACAACCGCAUGUCCAACCUCUUAACCACAACCGUGCGUUCCCUGGGUCCCUCCAGGGCCCGCACUCCGCAGGGUCCCUGGGACCGUCAUGGUGGCACUUGGGGGCCACCCAGGGCUGUCGGGAUCCCGAUGGCAGCCGUGACCUUUGCCCCCAUCCCCCGUAGGGACCGGGAACGGGAACGCGAACGGGAACGUCGGGAACGCUCCCGGGAACGGGAACGUCGUCGCUCGCGCUCGCGGGAACGUCGUCGUCGGACGCGGAGCCGGGAAAAAGAAGAACGGGAACGGAAAAGGGGCGGAAGCCGGGAUCGUAGCAAAGAACGGGAUCGGAAACGGCGCAGCCGCUCCCGCGACCGUAAACGGGAUCGGGAUCGGGAUCGGGAUAAAAAGGACGAAGGUCCCGAAUCCCUUGAACCCCCUGAGGAAUUGGGGGGCGCAGCCGAUUCCGGCCCCCCGGAUGGUUUAGGAUCAAAAGGGGAAAUGGAGGAUAAAGGUCGGGACCGGGACCGGGAACGUCGUCGUGGGCAUCGGGAACGGGAUCGACGUCGGGAUAGGGAUCGGGAUCGGGAACGUCCGGAACGGGAACAUAAACGGGAACGGGAACGAUCGGAAAGACGGGAUGAAAGACCCCCAGGAUCUGGUCCCGAGGGGGGGGAUUCCCUGGGGGAAUCCGGUUCCGAGCUCUUCCUCCAGCCCGAGGCCCUGCCGGCCCCCGAUGGCUACCUGGGGGCUGAGAAUGGCUACCUGCUGGAGCCCCCCCUGGAGUGA